Messenger RNA from Schistosoma bovis, 1446 nucleotides. NCBI's taxonomy places the organism in Eukaryota, Metazoa, Platyhelminthes, Trematoda, Strigeidida, Schistosomatidae. The record is from the annotation of a GenBank genome assembly.
AUGGCUACUUUUCGGAAAUUCUUCCAAAUAAGAGACCUUGAAACGACAGGAAACUUCUCUGUUUAUUCUGGAUUCGAUCCUACUUGUGACAGCCUACAGUUGGGAAACCUUGUGGCUGUUUGUGGUUUGCUUCGUUGUCACUUAUCUGGCAAAGAUAUAGUUGCAGUUGUUGGUGGAUCUACUAGUAUCCUGGGUGAUCCUACUGGCAGAACUAAAAAACGUGAAUACCAAUCCUUGGAACAGUAUGCUUCCAAUUCUAGUCUCAUAGAGCACAAUCUGAAUCAGAUAAUCCAUAAUUACUGGACACAAAUUGUCCCAGCUUUAUCGAUCUCUGGAAAGCUAGGUUCAGUUAAUGUCGUUAACAAUUCCGAUUGGCUGACUCACAAAAAUGUGGUGGACGUUUCGUGCGAAGUUUUGCCGCACUUCAAGUUGUCUGAAUUAUUGGAAAAAGAAAGCGUUAAAAUAAGAAUGGAAAGUGGAAAUACUAUGGAUCUUGGGGAAUUUUUUUAUCCAAUCGUACAAGCAAUAGACUUCCUAUACUUACAUGAAAGGUUUAAUUGUUAUGUGCAGGUUGGUGGGCAUGAUCAGAUCGGCAACAUAACUUGUGGAUUGAACCUCAUCUAUCGCAAACUUGGUCGGCGUGCUUUUGGCUUAACUGUUCCUCUGCUGACUACCCCAGAUGGUCAGAAAUUAGGAAAAUCUGUUCCCAACUCGGAGUGUGGAAUGGAUACUAUAUGGUUAAUGAGUGAAAAACUGAAACCUUACAAUUUCUACCAAAAGAUUUUAAAUUUGCCUGAUAGUAUUAUAUCCGAUAAACUGGUUCGUCAGUUGACCUUCUUUGGACCUGAGGAAAUAGAUGAAUUGUUAACUAACCAUAAAAAGCAUCCUAAUCGUCGUAUAGUUCAAAAGGCUCUGGCAAAAGAACUCACUUUACUAGUUCAUGGAGUCUAUGCUUUACAAGCUUCAGAACUUGCAACUCGAAUAUUUUUUCCUAUGAGUUCUGUAAAUUGCCCGAAUGAUAGCCUGCCAGUUGAUAAAACCAGUCUGGAAAUAAUUCAAAAUGAACUGAGUAGUUCAGAACGUAACUAUCUCUUCUCCUGCUUGAAACCAUCUGCACAAUUUCUGCCAGUUAUUUAUCCCAAAGAUUUCACUGAUUCUUUGAAAAGAUCUGGAAAUGAUUAUAGUCAACUUUUAGAAAGUGUUUUAGAUCUAAUUAUGCUGACCUCAAACUUUAAAGAUCGAUCUGAAGCUUUACAAACAUGUUUCAUGAGAGGUGUUGUACUAAAUAAUGUUAACCUUUUAAAGAAGGGCAAUAAAUUUGAAAUGUCACCCGAAAAUAUACAAGCAGCAUUUAGCAGAUUUGAUCAAACCACCGGUUUAGGUAUCUUACGACUAGGUAAAAAUGAACAUUGGUUUGUCGCAACUAAAUCGAAUUUCACUCAAUAG